GAGGAAUUAAACUUCCGUGCGGCAAAAAGAGAGUAACCGAAAACAACUUCAGCUCGAGCUAGACUCGAAAACAAAUCGUGGAGAGACGAUGGACCUUUUCGGAGAGUGUCUAGGGUUUAGGGUGCCAGUGGAUCGGAGUUACUCCUCCUUGCCUCUGUCCCCCAGAAUUGAUCUCAUCUGAUGAUUCUGUUCCUGACGUUGCUGCAGUCCACCAUUCUAUUACUUCACUGGCAUAUCCCCGAGGCCAGCAAUGUCUCAGCCCUUUGAACCUGGGAAAUCCCCGGUGUUACCGAUCGUGGAGUCCUCCUCUCCGUCCGAAAAAUCCAGGAAAAUGCGAAGGACAACGACGAGCACAGGAAGCCGCUUGAAGCAGAACAUCGACAGUAACUACGCGGAUCUGAUCUGUGUCGUGCUAUGCUUCUUGACAGGUCUCUGCGACAGCUCGGCCUUCAACGCCUGGUCGUGUUUCCUGGCUAUGCAGACCGGCAAUACCAUCGUCCUAGGCCUCGGCGCCUCGAACCUUCCGCGCGACUCGCCCUACGGGUGGCUCAAAUCCCUCGUCUCGAUCAGCUGCUUCCUGUCCGGCUCGUUCUGCUUUAGCCGCGCUGGCCGCUGGCUCGGCCCAACCCGCCGCGGCACGCUGUUCGCCUCCUUCAUGGCCCAGGUAGCGCUGAUCGUGAUCGCCGUGGCGCUGAUCCAGGCCGGGCUGAUCCCGCAGCCCGCCUCGUCGGACGUCAGCAGCCACCAACACCAUCCGCUCCUCGACCUGAUCCCCAUCGGCCUGCUGGCAUUUCAGUCCGCCGGCUCGAUCAACUCCACCCGCUCGCUGGGGUAUAAUGAGAUCCCCAGCGUGGUCAUCACCAGUGUGUACUUUGAUAUCGCGUCUGAUAUGAAUAUCUUUGCCGGGAAGAAUGUCAAGCGGAAUCGCAGGGUGGCUGGCGUUGUGAUGUUGCUGAUUGGGGCUAUUGUCGGGGGGUGGUUGAAUCGCAGUGAUGGCGGGAUGGCUUCGACGUUUUGGUUGGCGGCUGGGAUCAAGUUCUUGAUUGGGUGUGGGUGGUUGGUUUGGGCGCCGGUGAAGGGGCCCGGGGAGGGCAAUUAG
Molecule: messenger RNA, 1099 nt
Organism: Aspergillus homomorphus CBS 101889
Lineage: Eukaryota; Fungi; Ascomycota; Eurotiomycetes; Eurotiales; Aspergillaceae
Product: YoaK family protein
Exons: 2
Coding region: 251-1099 (282 amino acids)
Source: RefSeq, a predicted model, not a curated record